This is a messenger RNA of Euleptes europaea (tarantolino), 2070 nucleotides long. It is a transcript of the gene GATA2, whose product is annotated as GATA binding protein 2. Gene Ontology annotation, molecular function: DNA-binding transcription factor activity, RNA polymerase II-specific; zinc ion binding; RNA polymerase II cis-regulatory region sequence-specific DNA binding. The record is from RefSeq and is a predicted model, not a curated record. Bases 25 to 1461 code for a protein of 478 amino acids. Gene Ontology annotation, biological process: positive regulation of angiogenesis; cell fate commitment; negative regulation of transcription by RNA polymerase II. NCBI's taxonomy places the organism in Eukaryota, Metazoa, Chordata, Lepidosauria, Squamata, Sphaerodactylidae. Gene Ontology annotation, cellular component: nucleus. The transcript is spliced from 5 exons.
GGAGCGGGGGAGAAACCCACAGCCAUGGAGGUCGCCACGGACCAGCCCCGCUGGAUGGCCCAUCACGCCGUACUGAACGGGCAACACCCGGACACUCACCACCCGGGACUGGCUCACAACUACAUGGAACCGGCGCAGCUCCUCCCUCCGGACGAAGUGGACGUCUUCUUUAACCACCUGGACUCGCAGGGCAACCCGUACUACGCCAACCCGGCCCAUGCCCGAGCCAGGGUCUCCUACAGCCAGGCGCACGCCCGCCUGACGGGGAGCCAGAUGUGCCGGCCCCACUUGCUGCACAGCCCCGGCCUGCCCUGGCUGGACAGCGGCAAGGCGGCCCUCUCGGCGGCCCACCACCACAACCCGUGGACGGUGAACCCCUUCGCCAAGGGGCCCCUGCACCCCUCGGCGGCCGGCGCGCCGCCCGCCGCCCUCUCGGCCUACCCGGGCGGGGGCGGGGGCGGCGGGGGCUCGGCCUCGGGCGCCGCCUCGCACCUCUUCGGCUUCCCGCCCACGCCGCCCAAGGAGGUCUCGCCCGACCCCCACGCCGCCGGCAGCGCCGCCGCCUCGCCCGCCUCGGCCGGCGGCCGGCCCGACGACAAGGAGCCCCUCAAGUACCAGGUGGGGCUGGCCGAGGCCGGCCUGAAGAUGGAGAGCGCCAGCCCCCUGCGCGCCAGCCUCGCCGCCGCCGCCUCCAUGGGCGCCCAGCCCGCCACCCACCACCCCAUCCCCACCUACCCCUCCUACGUGCCCGCCGCCCACGACUACGGCGGCAGCCUCUUCCACCCCGGCAGCUUCCUCGGCGGGCCCGCCUCCAGCUUCACCCCCAAGCAGCGGAGCAAAGCCCGCUCCUGCUCAGAAAGAAAUCCGGUUUCUUCGUGUUUCCAUUUAGAAGGCAGAGAGUGUGUCAACUGUGGAGCUACUGCCACCCCUCUCUGGAGAAGAGACGGCACUGGGCAUUACCUGUGUAACGCCUGCGGGCUCUACCACAAAAUGAACGGUCAAAAUCGACCUCUCAUUAAACCUAAACGGAGACUGUCAGCAGCUAGGAGAGCAGGAACUUGUUGUGCCAACUGCCAGACAACCACCACCACCUUAUGGCGACGUAAUGCAAACGGGGACCCAGUCUGUAAUGCCUGUGGACUUUACUAUAAAUUGCACAAUGUGAACAGGCCUUUGACCAUGAAGAAGGAAGGAAUCCAGACCAGAAAUAGGAAAAUGUCCAACAAAUCCAAGAAAAGCAAGAAAGGCUCUGAGUGUUUUGAAGAACUUUCCAAGUGCAUGCAAGAGAAGUCUUCUCCUUUCAGCGCUGCUGCCCUUGCCAGUCACAUGGCACCCAUGGGGCACUUGCCACCUUUCAGCCAUUCUGGACACAUCCUACCAACGCCUACCCCCAUUCACCCAUCUUCCAGCAUCUCAUUUGGACACCCACAUCCAUCCAGCAUGGUCACAGCCAUGGGAUAGAAUCUGAAGAUCCAAGGACCCUAACAAAAAAGACCUAAAAACACUGGGCUUUGCCUAAGAUGACACCAAGGAACGAUUCUGCCCAGAAGAGAGAAUGUAGGGAAGGAAGGGAAAAUAAAAGGGGAUCUCAUUCCAGUGUGGUUCAACUCUUAGUGCUGGACCUUGCAAUGAUGGGUCUUCUGCAGAAAUGCUUAAUGGUGCCUGUUAUGCACUUUGCCCCCUCAGGUAAAAGGAGAAAGAGGAACUCACCUGUUUGAUAGGAUACCUGCUGGUCCCAGCAGAAAGCAAAGGUGGCUGAAGCGGUAGGAGAAGCUGGAGCCAGCUUUCCUUUCUCUUUGUUAAUUACUGUGAAUAUUGUAAAGAGAUUAGCAGCCUCCCGAGGCAGAGGAAGCUGAGUGGUAGCCACCCAUGCUGGAUUUCUAUCACGGACUUUGUUUUGGGGGAAGAAAAAAAUGGACAACUUUAUAAAAAUCUACUUUUUAAGAAAACAAAUCAGACGCAGAAAAAUCAUUAUUUAUUUUGCUCAUAUUCCAGAAAGAGCUUCAAAACCCUUGCAUGUAUUUGUGGAUCUUAUUUUAUUUUUUAAAAAGAAAUGUUCACCCUAGUAGG